UUGCAAACUAAAACGCCAUUCAAGUCUCACCAAACAACUCGCCAACUAAACAAGAACCUCUUUUAUGACAAAACACUCAAGGUCAAUGACUACUAUUUAAUCUCUUGUCUCUUCAUUUUACCUGUUUUUCUUCUUUCACAAACGUCUCUCUCCUUGUUUUGACUCUGUCUCCACUCUGUCCUUUCAUUUGGGUCUGCUAGUUAACUUGAAUUCAUUAACUUUCUCAACAAAUUCUGCUUCCCCAUCUGGCAGCAAAUAAUUUGAGGAGUUAUCUGAUGAAAAUCAACAAAGUUGAAUCUCUCUAGCAAAUAUUAAUCUCCCUGUUGAAUAAAUAAGCAUAAGAUGAAGUGCUUUCACUACUUCAAGGAGAAGAAAUUCAGAAUCAGGGAAGAAAGAUCAGCUCCAGAGUUGAAAGAAUCAAGAAGAUCUUAUGAUUAUUCGGGUGGUGAUCGUGUGGUUAAGUCUUCAUGCUCAGCAGCUUCUCCUCGUGGUAUACCAGAGUUGUAUGAAGAGAAAGCUCAUAAUCUCCGAGUAUUUUCUUUCUCCGAGCUCAAGCAAGCCACAAAUGAUUUCAGUAGGCUGCUUAAGAUUGGUGAGGGUGGAUUUGGGAUUGUCUAUAAAGGUUCAAUCAAGCCUGCUGAUGGGAAAGGUGACUCCACCGUAGUGGCCAUUAAAAAGCUUAACAGGGAUGGAUUACAGGGUCAUAAACAGUGGGUGGCCGAAGUUCAAUUUCUUGGUGUUGUGGAACACCCGAAUCUUGUCAAACUCAUAGGAUACUGUGCUGUUGAUGGAGAAAGAGGAAUCCAGCGUCUACUUGUGUACGAGUUUAUGCCAAAUAGGAGCUUAGAAGACCAUCUUUUUAGCAGGGCAUUCCCGCCUCUUCCUUGGAAAACAAGAUUGCAAAUAAUACUCGGGGCAGCUGAAGGAUUGGCUUAUCUGCAUGAAGGAUUGGAAGUUCAGGUGAUAUUUCGAGAUUUCAAAUCUUCCAACGUGUUACUGGAUGAGAAUUUUAAACCCAGGCUUUCAGACUUUGGGCUUGCAAGGGUAGGGCCAUUGGCUGGGCGUACACAUGUUUCAACAGCAGUGGUGGGGACAUACGGAUACGCAGCUCCAGAUUACAUAGAGACAGGGCAUCUGACAGCAAAAAGUGAUGUAUGGAGUUUUGGAGUGGUAUUGUACGAGAUUCUUACGGGGAGGAGGUCUCUGGAAAGAAACCGCCCAAAAUCGGAGCAGAAGCUUUUGGAGUGGGUGAAGCAGUAUCCUGUUGAUAGUAAAAAGUUUGGGUUAAUGAUGGACCAACGACUUGAAAAUGAGUACUCUAUCAAUGAAGCUCGCAAAAUUGCCAAAUUAGCAGACAGUUGUUUGUCAAAGAGUGCAAAAGAUCGUCCCAAGAUGAGUCAGGUGGUGGAGAGGUUGAAGCAAGUAGUGCAAAUUUCAGAAGAAGUUGACUCUUCUCCUUCUCAUAAGAAUUUGGAGCUGAGUGAAGACGACCCAGUAACAGAAAAUAAGACCACUCAAUCUGAACCUUCUGAAUCAUGGAAAAGACGGAUGGCUCACCUAGCUAAACUGAGUGAACAUGUAGACGGAGCAAGUAGAAGAAGAUUGAUGAUCAUGCAGAGGGCCAAAGUGCUUUGAAACUCUAUCUAAUGCAAAUUUGAGAGUGAAAUGAACUGAUUUUCCUAUGCUGAACAUGGAAAUUUCA
Messenger RNA from Pistacia vera, 1702 nucleotides. Its product is annotated as probable serine/threonine-protein kinase PBL19. The transcript has 5 exons. The coding region runs from base 343 to 1635 and encodes 430 amino acids. Gene Ontology annotation, biological process: protein phosphorylation. The record is from RefSeq and is a predicted model, not a curated record. Lineage: Eukaryota; Viridiplantae; Streptophyta; Magnoliopsida; Sapindales; Anacardiaceae. Gene Ontology annotation, molecular function: protein kinase activity; ATP binding.